Molecule: messenger RNA, 1016 nt
Organism: Polistes canadensis
Lineage: Eukaryota; Metazoa; Arthropoda; Insecta; Hymenoptera; Vespidae
Exons: 7
Coding region: 1-693 (230 amino acids)
Source: RefSeq, a predicted model, not a curated record
AUGACGAGCAUAGAAUUAAAGAAAAUGGAAGUCAAAAUAUUUUUGAAGAUAUUCAGUUUAUCUAAUAUCAAUCACAACCAUAUAUUAUAUAAUGCGGAAAGAGAUAUUUUAGUAGAUGUGAAUGUUUCUGCAGCGGAUGCUCAACGUGCCUCCACAGAUACAGUAUUUGCGAYGCAACUUUUGAACAAAUGUUUAAAUGAACAACUGCAAACAUCAACGUCCGCUGAUCUUGCUGAUGACAACGUUCAAUUAACUGAUGAAAGCACUUUUAUURAUGAAGAAUUCCUCAGUACAGAGGAUACUGCUUAUUCCAACUCCGAAACUCAAGACAGUGAAGCUUCUUUAUACAGGUGGAGUACUCCUUGUGUGUUGUUAUUAUUAGAGUCCUAUAGGUCAAUGGAAAAAGACUUUAAUAGCGGAAAAAUAUCUCAAAAGAAAAUUUGGGAAAAAGUUGCCGAAGAGUUAAAGGUAAAAGGACAUAAUGUGACUGGACCACAAUGUUCUUCUAAGCUACGAAGCUUAAAAAAGUCUUACAAAUCUAUCAAAGAUCAUAAUAGUAAAUCGGGAAAUGACAGAAGGAUUUGGCAAUUUUUUGACAUAAUGGAAGAAAUUUUUUCGAAAAAAGCUUGGUGUGAUCCAGUGGCCAUUGCAUCUUCUACAGGUCUAUCAAAAAAAACAAUUAGAAAGCAAUGAUAGUAUGGGAGGAUCUGAUAGCGGAUGUUCAAUAAAAUCAAAGAGAACACCAAUUGCCACUUUACUAGGAAAGAGGCUCAAGCAAAAAGAAGAACAUGAACUACAAAAAAGUAAAAGACAUAAAGAGCGAAUGGAGAUGGAUGAAAAACUCCUCAACGUUUUAGAAAAGUUAGCUAAUAAAUAGUGAAAUAUUUAAGUAUUAUUUAAAAAUUAGUUUUGAUAGUUUYAAAUUUUAUAAAAAUGUUUUAAACUUUAAAUAGUGAAAUAUUUAAAUAUUCUUUAAARAUAAGUUUUAAUAAUUUUAAAUUUUAUAGAAAAAARUG